Molecule: messenger RNA, 1779 nt
Organism: Penicillium verrucosum
Lineage: Eukaryota; Fungi; Ascomycota; Eurotiomycetes; Eurotiales; Aspergillaceae
Product: E3 ubiquitin-protein ligase
Exons: 4
Coding region: 1-1779 (592 amino acids)
Biological process (GO): positive regulation of proteasomal ubiquitin-dependent protein catabolic process; ubiquitin-dependent protein catabolic process; protein polyubiquitination
Cellular component (GO): cytoplasm; ubiquitin ligase complex
Molecular function (GO): ubiquitin protein ligase activity; zinc ion binding; ubiquitin conjugating enzyme binding
Source: RefSeq, a predicted model, not a curated record
AUGGACAAGGAUACGCCACCAAAUACAAGGUCCCUACUCUUGGAGCUGCUGCUGGAAGACGUGAAAGAUAAUAUCGACAGGUCUGAAGCUCAACUGCUACCGAAGGAUACAAACCAAACAGCCAGCAGGCUAGAAGAACUAGAGCCCGACAGGAGAGUGGCUCUACUUAUAUGGAAAUCCGAAAUCGAAAGACAAAGAGACAUAUUGAGUGACUUUAAGUUGACCACACCUCUGUCACUAGGAAAGGAGGUAGAAGACGCCCCUUUACCCAAAGAAACAAAGACAUUCGCCAAAUUUAUAUCUAUUGCGAUCCAAAAGCUAGUCCACGCUCUCAAGAAAAUAAUGCGUUCUAUCAAAGUCCUGAACCCGGCCGAAUCCUCCCAGCCUGAGACCUGCACUUCCUGUAGAGAAGUCCGCAGCGAAAUCUUCAAAACACAAUGCUCCCACUUCUAUUGCAAGGACUGCUUAAUCCGCAUGGUCACGAAAUCCCUGCAAGAUGAAUCCAUGUUCCCUCCUCAAUGCUGCCACAAGCCAAUCGAAGGUUCGGACAUGAAGAAGAUGAUAGGAUCUGCAUUGGUUCAAGAACAAAAGAAAAGGGCAACUGAGCUCAACGAUCCAGACCGAACCUACUGUUCAGAUUUAACCUGCUCUCGAUAUAUCUCGCCAACCAUAGGAUUUUGGCUCGCGUUUACUUCGAAAACGGUUGGCACCUGCAGGUGUGGCGUACAAACGUGUAGGAAGUGCAAGGGGAGUGCCCAUAGGGGCAAGUGUCUAGCUCCACUAGACAAAUCAUUGGAGAAAUUGAUAAAGCGGAAGAAAUGGAAACGGUGCAAGAAAUGCGGCCGUAUUAUUGAGCUCAACGAGGGCUGUGCUCAUAUCACGAGACCAACAACCCACAAAAGAAAAUACAAACAAGACAAGGACUCAACCUGGAUAAAAUCCUGGAAGAAGGAUCAGCAUGAGCAACGUCAGUAUGGGUACAGCUAUAUACAGAAGAUGACUUGUCGAAGUACGGGAAAAAAAAGAACCUCAUCCAAUUCCCUCCGUGUCGAAAUCCAGCAACUUGGCAAUUCCAUCGAAAAUGCCAUCAACUUGAUCGAUUCCCCGAAAUCCGAGGUUGGACAUGAGUGUGUCUCCUGUCGGGACAACCACCCCCAAGAUGAAAUGAUCAAAACGAAGUGCUCACACUAUUACUGCAAGGCAUGUCUGGUCCGCCUGUUCAAAAAUGCUUUGCGUGAUGAAUCCUCAUUUCCUCCCCAAUGCUGCAAAAAGCCAAUUGCGGCGUCGGAGAAGAUGCUAGGAUCUGCAUUGGUUCAAAAGCACAAGGAGAAGACGAUCGAACUCAACGAUCCAGACCGAACCUACUGUUCUGAUUCAAAGUGCGCUCAAUAUCUCCCCCGAAAGCCCACCCGUAAUCGUGUUUGCAAAUGCACGAGCUGUGGAUUACGCACAUGCAGGAAGUGCAAAAAGCGCGAUCAUCAGGGAACUUGUGUAUAUAAGCUUGAUGCGCUUCUGGAGGAAUUGGCGGAUUCCAAGCAGUGGCAACGGUGCUCUAAUUGCAGUCGGCUGAUUGAGCUCAGCACAGGCUGUUAUCACAUCACGUCUUUGGACUCACAUCUACUAGGUGCUUUUGCAAGUACGAAUUUUGUUAUUUUUGUGGGAAACAGUGGAAGACGUGCGGUUGUAGCUUCGCAGACGAAGAUAAUCUUUACGAACGAGAUGCGUGAACUAGCCAAUCCAAGGGAGCGCUCCAGGUUUGCCUUGGAGCGAGCAGGAUAA